AUGGCUAGCAUUCUUGGGGCCGUCUUGUUACUUUUCUCCGCCGUGCUCGCACAGGAUGGCUGCUCGCAGACACCGAUAUACCUCGACUUCCACGAUCGCCGAGUAGAUGGUGGCAUCAGCAUUCAGUAUGGCCUUUUCACAGGAAUUGGAACCCCCUCCCAAAAUCUCUCGCAAUGGCCGUCAUUGUCAAACAACGACACAUAUGUUGCCAGCUUAGACUAUUGUACAGGCAGUCCAUUUGAAGACUGCCUCGAACUUUCUCACGGAUUCUACGAUCCAGCUCUAUCCGAGGACUAUCAGUCUACCUCAUCUUAUCAAAGUCUCGACGCCAAUCUCGGCACCAUCCCUGCCACCCUUGCCGAAUAUGCCAUCGACACCUUCAACUUCUUCGUCCACUACUUUGAUCCUUCACCGGCCAUUCACACCCCUGUACCCGACUUUGCAGUUACAGUCCUUUCCAAUUAUUCAUCAGCCACGACACCGUGGUUUGGACCUGCUGGCCUAUUGGGUCUAGGACCAUCGUCCACUAUCCUCAGUCGCAGUCUUGGAUUAGGACUAAUCACCACCCGCUCGUAUGGGCUAUACAUGGGCACUUACUAUAAGGAAGGCAAUGGAUUGAUCAACGGCUCGCUGACCCUGGGAGGUUAUGACUCUGGCAGAUUUGAGGGCGAGGUUCACAACUAUUCGAUUGGCAUACCUAAUGCAGAGGCACAUCACUCACCCUUCUCCGUGACGAUAUCUCAAAUGACCCUCACUGACAACAACGGCGAUGAGACAGGCCUUCUGACCGAGGAUUUCGAAGCGUACCUCACCACCCACCAGUACGAGAUCAACCUUCCAAGAGUAGUUCUCGACACAUUUGCCGACAAGACCGGUGCCACAGCUGCGGACGGGAGAUACCAGCUCCCUGCUGGGUUCAACUCGAGUUUAACGAUGACACUUUCUUCAGGCCUAACUCUCACUUUCGAGCCGGAAUGGUUGAAGAAUGUCUCCAACAACUCACCCUUCUCCACAACUGCAUCUGACGCGGAAAACGGUAAUUCCUCUACCAGUGGCCCGGCACUUCUCGGCUCCGCUUUCUUCACUCACAUCUACAUGAUGGUAAACUACGAUGCAAAACCCGAACCGAUCUUCUAUCUUGCAUCUGCCCUCCCGCACGGGCCCUACGUCAUGACUCGCACGCUAUGUGAAGAAACACAACCAACGCCUGCACCGGCCACAAAUAUCUCUAGUUUCCAAGCCUCUGGAAUGGCUGGCGCCAUCGUUGGAGGAGUAGUCGGCGGAAUUGGUUUGACUUUCCUCGUGUGGUGGAUAAUCCGCAAGUACGCACAAAUGAGAAUGAGACGGAAUCAACAACGUCUGGCUACCAAGGGCAAAUUCGUCGAGGGAGGUAACGUAUCGAUCGCCGGCGCGGGCAGGAUAUUCUCCAAGUCAAAGGGCAGUCCCUCUUCAUUCGGCUCGACCGAUGAAUAUGAUAGGAUCAAGAACGAGAGUGAUCCAAACAUCGACGAACGUCACCGCUCCGACAGCGCUGAAAUGGCUGAUUUUGCAUUCGCCUUCAAUGAUGGCCUACCCCGAGGCUACAUGCAAGAAGCCGAUCCCAACUCGGCCAACUCUCCCAGUAGUGUCAUGUCCUCUGGCUAUGCCAUGGUAGCCAGGGAGAUGACACCUUCUGUCGUCCAGGUACAGCAGAACACACAUACAGCACGGGCGUACCAUGCGAGCAUCCACGACCACGACGAUGAGUAUGCCCAUGACGGAAGCCCAGCCACGCCCAUGACAGCACAGCCUUUGGUGGGCUCUACGCUGUAUGGUGGUCAGCAAAGCCAUGGUUUCCCUUCAGCUUCCCAGCCUGCACACAAUUUUAGAGGCGCAGAACCUUCAGUACGAUCAAACCUUCCUCCAAUACGGACGGAGUUCGCACCGCCACCGGGAAAGGGACACAAUGGUGAUGGGAAAGGGAAGGGCAACAAGAAGGAGUCGUUAUUAAGGAAAGUCUUUCCUCCGACUCAUAGCGGUGGGAGUUGA
Exophiala aquamarina CBS 119918 is the source of this 2028-nucleotide messenger RNA. RefSeq lists its product as uncharacterized. The coding region runs from base 1 to 2028 and encodes 675 amino acids. The transcript has a single exon. NCBI's taxonomy places the organism in Eukaryota, Fungi, Ascomycota, Eurotiomycetes, Chaetothyriales, Herpotrichiellaceae. The record is from RefSeq and is a predicted model, not a curated record.